AUGUCAAUGCUGGUGGUUUUAUGGCUUUUGGCGUUAUGCCAAAUUGUGCUGGUGCUGGUUUCUCCUCUAUUUAAGUCAUGGCAGCCCUUUAGGUGGUAUUACGCAGCAGUUUUCCGGCCUCUAUUCAGGCAAGAGGAGGAGUACAAGUGGAAGUAUUGGUUGGUGCCUGCGUUUUAUACUGGGAUAUACAUAUACUGCAGCUUUGUUUUUUAUGUGCAUGUUUAUGGAGAAAUCCGUAGUGGGUUGUAUACGCUAGAGGCUAGGUGUCUUCCUGUAGUAUUGGCUCUACCACUGCUGUCGGGAUAUUACACAAUAGUCACAUCGCCGCAUGACACGAUUACUUACGUAGGCCCCGAGAUACCGUUUGAUGGGAUUAUAUUCCAUGAUAACAUUGUUUGUCGCAGUUGUCGGUUGAAGAAAGCUGCCAGAUCGAAGCAUUGUUCUAUAUGCGGGAGGUGUAUACUUGUUGCGGACCAUCAUUGUGUGUGGUUGAACAACUGCAUUGGGCUUGGAAAUUAUCAAUAUUUCUACUUGUUUCUUCUCUCUAAUUGCUCCAUGCUUUCUUAUGCCACCAUUCGCUUGUCCAGCGUAGCACCUUCUGGUUUAUGGCGUUCGAAUAAGUCUUUUUUGUCCUUGAUGAUACUGGUAUGCUGCUUUGCUGUGAUUUCCAUUAGUUUCACUUAUAUGCAGUUUGCCCUUGUUCGCGAUGGGAUGACUACAAACGAAAAAGAUAAGUGGUACACAAUCCACAAAUUAAUGAGGAACGAGCAGCUAUUGAAGCUUAACAAUGAUUGUAAAUUCUACAUUCGCAUUAAAAACAGUCCGACUCCUUCUUCUCACACCUCGACCUCGACAAGGACGACACAUUAUCAGUAUGAAUACUACAGUACAAAUCCCUACGACCCGAAGACAUAUUCGCUUUCUGAUACGUCAUACCAUGUAGUAAAUUCUUACCAAGAUAUACCAAAUAUAUACGACCGCUGUUCCUUUUGGCAAAAUCUCAAACAGAGGUGCGUUCUUUGA
This is a messenger RNA of Eremothecium cymbalariae DBVPG#7215, 1023 nucleotides long. It is a transcript of the gene SWF1, whose product is annotated as palmitoyltransferase SWF1. Gene Ontology annotation, biological process: peptidyl-L-cysteine S-palmitoylation; protein targeting to membrane. The transcript has a single exon. Gene Ontology annotation, molecular function: protein-cysteine S-palmitoyltransferase activity. Lineage: Eukaryota; Fungi; Ascomycota; Saccharomycetes; Saccharomycetales; Saccharomycetaceae. Bases 1 to 1023 code for a protein of 340 amino acids. The record is from RefSeq and is a predicted model, not a curated record. Gene Ontology annotation, cellular component: Golgi apparatus; endoplasmic reticulum.